AUGGAGGAUAUGGUCGACUUUAAAAUAGACACCACCACCAUCAUCAUCAUCAACAACAUCAUCAUCAUCAUCGGCGGCCGCCGCUUCGCCCAAAAGCCCCAUGUGCAAGUUCUCGUCCUCGAAGGCUGGCUGGCCAUGGAAAUAGCUUCGCUUUCAUCGCCGACGCAAAAGGGAACGGCCGUCAUCCAGGCUGCCACCGACUUUAUGGGCGACCACUUCGUGACCAUCGCCGGGACACCGCCACAUCAGCAGCAGCUCGGCCAAGCCAACGUGGCGGACGCACCAGGCCUCGAUCGCGCGCCAGAGGCCAUGAGGGCGGGGUGGUCGACUCGGGUGUGGGGAGACCGGGGACAGCGUGAUGUAUUCGCUCGUUGUUGCAAGCAAGGCCGAGGGCGUUAUCGAGCCAAUCGGCGAGUCUGGCCGCAAGCCACGUUAGAAGAGCACAAAAGAAAAGUCGCGCCCAGCGUUUUAGCGCCCGCUCGGCCUCAGGCUCCAAGGCGCCGCCAAGCCCGCGCUGGCCAGUGA
Molecule: messenger RNA, 525 nt
Organism: Talaromyces atroroseus
Lineage: Eukaryota; Fungi; Ascomycota; Eurotiomycetes; Eurotiales; Trichocomaceae
Exons: 2
Coding region: 1-525 (174 amino acids)
Source: RefSeq, a predicted model, not a curated record